Molecule: messenger RNA, 1230 nt
Organism: Culex pipiens pallens (northern house mosquito)
Lineage: Eukaryota; Metazoa; Arthropoda; Insecta; Diptera; Culicidae
Product: zinc finger protein 32-like
Exons: 4
Coding region: 79-1164 (361 amino acids)
Biological process (GO): regulation of transcription by RNA polymerase II
Cellular component (GO): nucleus
Molecular function (GO): zinc ion binding; RNA polymerase II cis-regulatory region sequence-specific DNA binding; DNA-binding transcription factor activity, RNA polymerase II-specific
Source: RefSeq, a predicted model, not a curated record
CAAAUAUCAAACCUUGUAAACGGUACAUCAUUUUGAUAUAAAUUCUAAUCUAAUAUUCCGAUCAAAAAAAAAAAAUAUAUGGAUAGCCAAUUUAUUGUCGUAAAACAAACGGCCAGGACGACGUCGACUUGCUGCCGGCUGUGCCUGCUCAACAGUUCCGAUCUCCAGCCGAUACCGGAUCUGACGGUCGAUUCGCAUGGACCCAACGAACCAGUUCCGCCGCCUCUGUCCCAACUUAUUGCCCGUUACCUGUCGAUUGAGUCUCUAAUCGAAAGUACAAUCACAACCUACAUCUGCUCCGACUGUCGGAACACGAUCUCCAAGUGGCACUGGUUCCGAGAAUCCUGCCUCCAGAAUGAUGGUGUCUUCCAGAAGAUGGCCCAAGAUCCGGGAAAGGACGAUGACGCGGGGCAGAUUGAUGAGUACUACGAUGUUGAGGUGAAACAGGAACAGGAGCUCGAUAUCUUCGAAGAAGAUUCUGAAGAGAACCUGUUGACGGAGCAACUGGACCCAUCUCCGAGAAGCGUAUUGGCAAAGGGAAAAGAAGCAGAGUCAACGGCUAAGAAAAAGGUUGGACGGCCUCGAAUUCCGGAGAGUGAAAGGAAGCUAAAGGGGUUGCAACCGUGCACACUUUGUGGUAAACUGGUAAAGAACAUGUCCGGUCACUUGAAUGUUCACAACCAGGACAGAAGCAUCCAGUGCCCCCAUUGCCCUUUGAGUUUCUCCAGCAAAAACAAUUGGGACAAACACGUCAACGUUCACACAAAAGAAAAGAAAUACACCUGCUCGGUGUGUGACAAAUUUUUCCUGCGAAGUGAUACCCUCAAGCAGCACGAAAAAUCCCACUCGGAAGAGCGAACCUACAAGUGUCCGUACUGCCCGAGAGCGUACCGGAUGCGAACUGGACUGGUUGCACACCGGAGAACUCACACCGAGGCGCCGAACUUCCCGUGUAAUGGAUGUGAGAAAAAGUUUUAUACAAAGAGUCAAUUGUACAAACACGCCGUCACGCACUUGAAGGUUAAACCGUUCGUUUGUAAAAUUUGCAAUCGUGGGUCUACUACAAAGUACGGUCUGAGAAUGCACAUGGAGAAACAUCAUCCGAAUCGCGAAGAGUCGGAUGAAAAGCAUCCCAUCGGUGCUGGUGACAGUGAUCACGAGUAGAUUGUUGCCGAUUAAGCUUAAGAGGAUAUCGACGUACGGAGUUCAUUAAAUUUUGGUCAAAAAUAU